This is a messenger RNA of Chanos chanos (milkfish), 996 nucleotides long. Its product is annotated as probable endonuclease 4. The transcript is spliced from 7 exons. Gene Ontology annotation, biological process: base-excision repair. Gene Ontology annotation, molecular function: DNA binding; DNA-(apurinic or apyrimidinic site) endonuclease activity; phosphoric diester hydrolase activity. The coding region runs from base 1 to 996 and encodes 331 amino acids. Gene Ontology annotation, cellular component: mitochondrion; nucleus. NCBI's taxonomy places the organism in Eukaryota, Metazoa, Chordata, Actinopteri, Gonorynchiformes, Chanidae. The record is from RefSeq and is a predicted model, not a curated record.
AUGGGUCGACGCGCCCGCGGAGGGCGAAAAAGAGAGGCAAAGGAAGUUGCUACGAAGGAAGAGGAGCGAGAUGAAUCAGGAGCCGGAGAACCCUCCAGUGAACAAGUCACAGACGUGCGCAGGAAAAGGAGUAAAACCAAAGGGCAGAAAAAGUACAUUGGAGCUCAUGUUUCAAUAUCAGGAGGGAUAUGGAAAGCAGUUGAAGCAAGUGUGGAAAUGGGUGGGCGCAGUUUUGCCCUUUUCUUAGGUUCCCAGCGCUCUUGGCAAAGGCCUGCCCUCGAUAAAACUGCUGCAGUCAAAUUCCAGGAGGCCUGUUCUCUACAUGGCUUUGAUCCAGCUCACAUCCUGCCACAUGGAUCCUAUCUGAUGAAUUGUGGCUCGCCGAAAGAAGAUGUGUUUGAGAAAAGCCAGGCCAUGUUGGUUGAUGAGCUGAAUCGCUGCAGCAUGCUGGGACUUAGUCAGUUUAACUUUCAUCCUGGAGCAUCUAUGGGUUUAACCACAGAGCAGUGCCUGGACAAGAUUGCUCAAGCUAUCAACCACGCACACCAGCAAACUCCUGCCGUCAUUACCGUGCUAGAGAACAUGAGUGGUCAGGGCAGCACAGUGGGCGGACAGUUCGGCGAGCUUAAGGGCAUAGUCGACCGAGUCCGAGACAAGACGCGUGUCGCGGUGUGUCUGGACACGUGCCACGCCUUUGCUGCAGGCUAUGACCUCUCUGCCGCGGGAGGGGUGAAGUCGGUGCUAGAGGAGUUCGACCGGGUGGUUGGUCUGCCUUACCUCAGAGCUAUCCAUCUCAAUGAUUCAAAAGGAAAAUUGGGCUGUCAUCUGGACAGGCAUGAAGACAUAGGGCGCGGCGAGAUCGGCCUGUCUGCCUUCCGUGACAUCGUAAACGAACCUCGACUAGACAACAUUCCCCUCAUCUUAGAGACGCCAGGACGCCCAGGGUUUGAGUAUGCAGAGCAAAUAGAACUGCUCUAUUCUCUGUGUGAGAGCUAA